Messenger RNA from Saprolegnia diclina VS20, 3897 nucleotides. RefSeq lists its product as hypothetical. The record is from RefSeq and is a predicted model, not a curated record. The transcript is spliced from 2 exons. The coding region runs from base 1 to 3897 and encodes 1298 amino acids. Gene Ontology annotation, biological process: transmembrane transport. Gene Ontology annotation, cellular component: membrane. Gene Ontology annotation, molecular function: ATP hydrolysis activity; ABC-type transporter activity; ATP binding. Lineage: Eukaryota; Oomycota; Saprolegniomycetes; Saprolegniales; Saprolegniaceae.
AUGACGCGACAGACUACGUACGCAGCCCUGCCGCUGGACAAAUCUCACGCCGCGGGACACCCGCUUGACCGCGCAAACCUGCUCUCUCGAUGCACCUACGCGUGGGCCAACCCGGUCGUGCGCCUCGCCAACGAGCGCCAGCUCCACGCGGCCGACAUCUGGCCGCUCCCGGACCGCUUCAAGUGUGCCGCGAUCCGCACCACGUUUCUUCCGACGUACGACAAGGGGAACAAGUCGCUCCUUCGCGCGAUCCUCGUGGUUUUUGGCCCGAGAGCCGUGUGCAUUGGCUUUUUGCAGCUUGUUGCGAUGGCGUGCACGCUCUACGGGCCUGUUGUGCUCCAGCAAGUCGUCUCGGCCGUCGAGACGUCGUCGGUGGACUUUGCCACAUUGCUGCACCCGAUCCUGCUUCUCUUUCUCGUCAAGGUCGGACAAGCCGUGCUGCAGACACAAACGUCGCUUCAAAACGAUUUGCUCUAUCUCAACCUCACGUCGGCGCUUCAAGACCUUUUGUACAACAAAACAAUGGCACUCGACGCCCGCCGUCGCAAAAACCCGGGCGAAAUCGCCAACCAUUUUUCGACCGACAUGAUGUGGAUCCUCGCCGUCUCGUACCGCGCCAACCAGAUCUGGAUCAUCCCGCUCCAGAUUUCAGCGCUCUUGUACAUGUUGUGGCAGCUCCUCGGGUCGGCGAUGGUCGUUGGCAUGUUUGUCAUGGCGGCGACCUUGUACAUCAACCGGCUCGUGGCCACGCGUCUCCACAUUAGCUUCAAGCGACUCAUGGACUGCAAGGAUGCGCGCAUGAAGACGGUUAACGAGGUCUUUGGCGCCAUGCAAAACAUCAAAUUCCAUGCGUGGGAAGAGCGCUACAGCUCCAAGCUCACGCAGCAGCGCGACGCUGAGCUCCAAGCGCUGUGGUCGCAGUCGCUGGUCGCGUCAUUGACCAUCACGAUCAACGGCGCCGGCCCGAUCCUCUUGACGACUGUCUCGUUCACCGCCUAUGUAAUCUGGAUCGGCGAGACACUGACCGCCACCAAGGUCUUCACGGCGCUCAGCCUCUUCUCGAUGAUCAAGGCGCCCAUGAUGUUGCUGCCUACGAUCAUCGCCAACUGGAUGCAGGCGUUUGUCUCGUACGGCCGCUUCACUACAUUUCUGAACGCGCCGGAACUGGCGACCAACACGAUCUCGCCGCAUGUCUCGGCCAACGAUAUGGCGAUCGAGAUGACAGACGCGUCCGUUGGCUACGACGCCGACAAGCCACCGCUCUUUUCGAGUGUCAACCUCGUCGUCAAGCGUGGCGCGUUUGUCGUGGUCCACGGCGUGGUCGGCGAAGGCAAGUCGUCGCUCUGCCACGUUCUGCUCGGUGAACUUGACAAGUACAAUGGAUCGGUCGGCGUCAGCGGCCGCAUUGCCUACUUUGCGCAGCAGCCGUGGCUUCAAAACAUGACGAUCCGCGAAAACAUCCUCUUUGGCCAUCCGUACGACCGCAAAAAGUACAAUGCGGUCCUCGAAGCGUGCGCGUUGACCAAGGACCUGACGCUCUUUGCGGCCGGCGACCGCACCGAGAUUGGCUCGAAAGGUGUCAACGUCAGCGGCGGUCAAAAGGCGCGCAUUGCGCUGGCGAGAGCGUGCUACAGCGACGCCGAUAUCUUCCUUUUGGACUCGCCCUUGUCGGCCGUCGACGCGAUCGUCCAGAACGAGAUUUUUACCAAGUGCUUUCUCGGUCUCCUCCGGCACAAGACGGUCUUGCUGGUGACGCACUCGCCCGACAUCAUCGCGUCACCGUACGUGGAUCAGACGAUUGAGGUCAGAGACGGGACGCUCAUUCCGUCGGAUGUCAAUGGGAGCACCAACAAGGCGGACCACCCGAUCCUGCUCACGCCCUUCAAGGCACACAGCGCCAUGCGUGACAGCGACGAUGCAACCUUGGACAACGACGCGUCAUUGACGAUCGAUGACAGCUACGUCAGCCUUGAGUAUGCUGAUACGCUAGUUUCGCCGUGCGUGCAGUCGGGUUUUGGCGACGCCGUGUACCAAAAACACCUCUUCACGCCGGCAAGCAGCGCGUCACCAGCCGUGACGUAUAACGAAGCGAGUACGCUGGACAAUGCGACCGGCAAGCUCGUCGUUGACGAAGAGCGCAACCACGGCCGCGUCUCCAAGGUCGUCUUCCUCUCGCUCUGGCAAAGCCUUCAGGUCGGCAGCGAUCUCUGGCUCAGCGCCUGGACGAGCGACAACGCCACGCCGACCGCGUUCCACGAUGGCGCCACGUACCAUAUUUCCGUCUACGCGUGCCUGGCGCUCGGAUCGGUGCUCAUGAUCGCAGUGCGGUCGCUCACAGUCUCGUGGUGCGGCAUGCGUGCGUCCAAGGUGCUCUUCAACCAGCUUACGCAGUCGCUCCUUCGGGCGCCGAUGCGGUUCUUCGACACGAACCCGGUUGGGCGCAUUCUCAACCGGUUCAGCGGCGACAUGAGCCAGAUCGACGGCCGCAUCUCGUUCGCGUUGGGGUACUUUCUGGCGACGCUCUUCACGCUUCUCUUUGCAGUCGGCACGACCAUGGUGGUGAUCCGCAGCUGUAGCGUCCUCUUGCUACCCCCGAUGCUCAUCUACUACUCGGUGGGCGCUCGCUACGUCCAACCCGCGCGCGAGAUUGAGCGCUUGAACAAGACGACGCAGUCCCCGCUCAUGACGCACAUAUCCGAGUCGAUCGAAGGCACCGUUCUCGUUCGCGCGUUUGGCGGCAAGCAGGUCCGACGCUUUGAGCGCCUCCACAUGGCCCACGUCAACCACGCGGUCGAACUGAUGUUUGCCGAAUCGCUUUUGAGUCAGUGGUUUACGUUCCGCGUCCAAAUGAUCUCGGCGUGCAUGCUUUUGGCGACCACGUUUUCGCUGCUGUAUCUCCGCAGCUACCUCACGGCCGGUUUGAUUGGCCUUGUCUUCAACUAUGCGCUCCAGAUUACGGCGAGCCUCGAAGGCAUGGUCGCGGUGUGGUCUGACCUCGAGUCGGCCAUGGUCGCCCCCGAACGCAUCGCCGAGUACAUCAACAUCGAACCAGAGGCUCCGCGGUACAUGUGUGGCGCGGCACCGGCAGCUUGGCCGGCGUCCGGACGCCUUGCGUUUGAGAAUGUCAGCUUCCGCUACAAGCCCAACGACCCGCUCGUGCUCAAAGACCUUAGCUUUGACAUUCGGUCGGGCGAGAAGAUUGGUAUCGUUGGUCGCACGGGAGCCGGCAAGAGUAGUUUGACCAUGGCGCUCUUCCGCAUGGCCGAGCUCGCAUCCGGCGUCAUCUCGAUCGACGGCAUCGACACCAAGAGCGUCGGCCUCAAAACGCUGCGCCAAAGCAUCGCCAUCAUUCCUCAAAAUCCGACUUUGUUCCAGGGCACGCUACGCGCCAACUUGGACCCGUUCGACGACUACGCCGACGACCAGCUCAGGGACGUACUUGCCAAAGUGCACAUGGACGCCCGUGUCUCGAUCGAAGCGCUCAAGCUCAACAGUCCGAUCGAAGACAACGGCGAAAACUACUCGGUGGGCGAGCGCCAAAUGCUGUGCAUGGCGCGCGCGCUCUUGCGGCAGAGCAAGAUUGUGGUGCUCGACGAAGCGACGGCGGCGAUCGACCAUGCGAUGAACCAGAACCUGCAGCAAGUGAUGCGAACCGCGUUUGAAAAUUCAACCGUCCUCACCAUCGCGCACCGCCUCGACACGGUCCUGGAUGGCGACCGCAUCAUGGUGCUGGACCAGGGCCACAUGGUGCAGUGCGAUACACCGCUAGCGCUUCUCGAGGCCGGCACGGGCAUCUUCUUUGAGCUCUGCGAAGAAGGCGGCUAUUUGGAUCGCAUGCGGUCGCCGACGAUGACAACUGAAUCGUCACCUGACGCAGACGUCAAUAUCAUGACAUAA